AUGGCUGAAAUAGAUACUCUUCAAAUAUCAGAAAAUUUAAAUAAUAAUUAUGAUCAUUGUGCAUCAUCAGCAAGUAUUAACAGUAGUCGAAAUUUACUGAUACCGGAACGAAAUUCCAAUGAACAAAUACCACAAAUGUAUUGUUUAAGAUUAAAUGAUGAUAAACAAACAACAUCAUAUGAUCAACGAAAAUUAUCUUCACUAAAAAUCGAUGGAAAUUUUCAUUUAUCGCCUAUUCAACCUGAGUUAUAUCAUUUGAAAGUUGGAGAAAAUAAUACUGAAAAUAAAAAUUAUCGUUCAUCAUUAGUAAUGAUUAGUGAAAAACGAAAAUCAUCAAUACCAUAUCAAUCUUUAAAUGAACAAAAACCAGAAGUUUAUUAUAUAAGUAAAGGAGAUGAAAAAACAUCUGAAUACAAUAAACAAUUACCAUUUCCGAACAAUAUUCGUCAACAAAAUAAUUUAAAUGAUACUAUAAUACAUCCGAAUAGUUCAUCUAAAGAGAAAGUUAUAACAUAUAUGAUAGCAACAUCCGAAGAAGAUGAGUUUCAAUCAUCUAUUCAACAUACUUCAUCAUCUCCUAUACAUCCAAGUAAGAAAAAACAAACUGUGUCAUUUGACAUUAAUGAUGAUAAUGAUAAAUAUAGUUUAUCAAAUAAACAAAAUGGUUUUCCAAUAGAAACACAUGAUAUAUCAACAAAUAUUUGUUAUAUACCAUUAUCAUAA
Messenger RNA from Rotaria sordida, 723 nucleotides. The record is from the annotation of a GenBank genome assembly. NCBI's taxonomy places the organism in Eukaryota, Metazoa, Rotifera, Eurotatoria, Philodinida, Philodinidae.